AUGUCAAAGAGCAGCAGCAGGGUUAAUUCUGGAUGAGCAGAUUACAGACAAGGCAGAUUUACAAAUCAUUUUUGGCACUUCAACUUUAUUUUUUUUAAGUUAUUCAUUUAUAUUUUCCAGGAUUCACAUUUUUGAUAAAGACUCCUCUCUCUAGUGUUCAGUUUGCCUGAGUGAUCUUCAUUUACAGUCUGACAAUCUUAGAAUUUCGACAGCCUCUUUUUAAAUUCUUUUUUUUUUUUUUUUUACGGUGGAACUGUUUAAUCAUGCUAGGUUGGAGAGGUGCACUGCUGUGUGUAUUUUUGUGUCAGCUCUGGACACAAACUCCAGGCAUUGCUCAUAAAGGCUGCAGUGGCUUUGGACACUUAGAAAAUGGGCGUAUGUUUUUCCGUUAUGGAGGAUUGUAUGUGACCUUCACCUGUAAUCCAGGAUUCCGGAUCCACGGUUACCGUACUAGCAGCUGUGUAUCUGGACAGUGGGCCAGAGACCCACCGCUGUGUGUGGCAUCAGGUUGUCCCAGCCCCGGUGAUCUCCUGCACGGCAGUACUGUGGUUUCUAAAGACAGAUCUCUGGCCGCCUUCAGCUGUGACACUGGAUUCAGUUUGUUUGGAUCUGCGCUUCUCUUCUGCAAGGGGAAAAGCUGGAACGGCACUAAACCUGUCUGCAAAGUGGCUGAUAUCAUGAGUGUUCUUAAUCUAAAUCAAGACUCUUUACACGGUCCUGUCUCAGCACAGGGCCAUGAUGUUCCUACGAGCCUAAAAGUUCACUUCCAUAGUCAUGUAAACGCCGCUUCCAAGGAUGCUUUUUUUAAAAGAGUGUUGCUUGGGGUCCCUCACAUCAGUCUUGACUUUACAGACUUCAGGCAGAAGAAUAUAAGGAAACCAGUAGAGAAAAAGCCCUCAAAGAUUCUAUUUGACAAAACACAAAACAGUGGAAAGGGUGGGCCAAUCAACAAUCUUGAAAACGUCAAGGACCCAAUCAGGAACUCAGACUUUCAGAAAUCUGUGACUGUGGCAUCUGCAAAUGUCAGUACGAUCUCAUUAGAUCUUGAAUCUUCAUUUUUGAGCACCACACCAACCAGCUUUGUCACUCCAGCAGAGGAUACUCAAGUCAAGAUCAUAGAUCAAACAUUUACUGAAGCACCGUACAGAAGAAACCAUAAAGAUUAUCAGUCCACACUUGAUACAGACAAACUAUUUCAAAGAGCCUCAGUCAUUUCAGCUGCUAUGACUUUACCAGAAUACAGUAAAAAUAAUUCUCCCUGGAUAUCAACUACACCUGCACCAAACAUCAACACGUUAGGCACAGAUGACCAUCUACAGUCUUUCAUCAAAGUACGCACCACUGAGAGUUUUGCACCUUCAACCACAAGCUAUCCUGGUUUUAAGGUGUCUAAACAGGAGUCUGUUUCCUUUGCACUUGAUCCAUGGUCUACUUCUCCAUCUACCUCCAGAGGACUCUUUGAACAAAGACCAAACCUUACUGAGACAUCACCGCCACCAAAUACCAUUGGAUCUAUAUCAUCUAGCAAGGAGGUCUUGACGACGGCCACCCAGCUAGCAUCUGGCCUGCAUCUGAAGGCUCAAACAGACGUCCACAAUUCGACUGAGAUUACUGAUGAUCAAGUAAAUGAAAAAAGAAAUCAGAGUGACCCCAAGCAAAUACUUGAUACUCCAGCGUGGAAAGAUCUUCCAGGAUUUUCAAGGAUACGUCGUCCAGUGUGUCCCUACCCCCCCUUUCCUUCCCGUGGAACGUUCUACUUUCGCUCGAUAAAGAAUCCUGGCCCGCUUCAGUAUAAGCACUAUAUUCAGUAUGCAUGUUACCCUGGAUACACAUUGACCAACGGUGACGUCUACAGCUACUGUCAACACAAUGGACAAUGGAGUGGACGAACACCUCUCUGCUUAGAGUUAACUCCUUGCUCCUUAAACAACGGAGGAUGUUCGCAGAUCUGUCAUGUUAAUAAACAGAAUCGUGCCCAAUGUCUUUGUAAACCAGGAUUUCUUCUUCUGGAGGAUCAGCGCACCUGUCGAGAUUUGGAUGAAUGUGUGGAGGAGUUGCACCUGUGCCAGCAGGUCUGUCAGAAUACAUUGGGCUCCUACAGGUGCAGUUGCAGUCCAGGGUUUCAGCUCUCUUCAGACGGGACAUCCUGCUCUGAUGUGGAUGAGUGUGAGCAUGUUGGCAGUGCUCUCUGUGUAUUUGGCUGCAUUAAUACACCAGACAGUUUCCAGUGCUUGUGUCCUGUAGGGUACCAACUGGACAGCACCAAUAGGCAUUGCGAAGACAUUAAUGAGUGUGAGGAGACUUCGGUCCUCCAGCAGAAGCAGUUGCACUGGUGUGAGGGGAAGUGUGUAAAUCUGCCAGGUACAUUCAGAUGCAUCUGUCCUCGUGGAUACAGACUGCACCCUAAUGGACAUCAGUGUGAAGAUGUUAAUGAGUGUGAACUGAAGAACGCCAACUGUUCUCAUCUCUGCAUCAACUACAGAGGCGGCUACAAAUGUGCCUGUCCAGAAACACACAGAAUAUCCCGAAAUAACCAAAAAAACUGUCAGCCAGUAGACAAAAAUACCAGCUUCUCGCACUGACUUUUAUUCUUUUUCUUUUUUGUAUAUUAAGUAUCUUUUGAAUUUAAUACAAAAUAUUUCGCAUUUAUGCACCCGCAGUUAUGUACGAAUAUCUCUGAUUAUGAUGAUGAUUUGUUUAUGGCAUAUAUAAUUAUAAAGAUCAGCUUUGCUAUUGCUUACAGAGAA
Molecule: messenger RNA, 2747 nt
Organism: Carassius carassius (crucian carp)
Lineage: Eukaryota; Metazoa; Chordata; Actinopteri; Cypriniformes; Cyprinidae
Product: signal peptide, CUB and EGF-like domain-containing protein 2
Exons: 10
Coding region: 264-2582 (772 amino acids)
Molecular function (GO): calcium ion binding
Source: RefSeq, a predicted model, not a curated record